AUGGAUCCUCUUGAUGCUACAGUGUCAGUAAUGGGCUGGUUUUGCCCUAAUUGUUCAGUUGAAGUUUCCAAAGAAAACACUUAUUGUCAAGUAUGUUUGUAUGCCCGUCCAAUGGAUCGCCAGGGUGUGCCACAAAUUUUUGCCGGAUAUAAAAUACACUUUAAUGGUGUUAUUCCUCGAACCCUUAAACACCCAAGUCACGCCGUGGAAUGGCGUAUGGCUGAACGCCACGGAGCUAUAUGCGUGGUUCCAUUUGAUCUUACCCAAAUAAAUUUACUGAUCUAUCGUACAGGAUAUGAACGAAGUGACAAGGUGCGAAAGUGUGUGGAAAAUGAUAACAGUGUUCCUGCAGUACCAGUUACAUGGAUGCUUGACUGUCUCCUUCAAUCUCGUCAGAUUCACACUGCACUUUACCGUCUUAAUUCUAUUCCUGCCGUAGCGCAGCCAGCAGGAAAAGGUACAGUUCUUCCUCACCAUCAGCAUCCAUAUUAUCUUAUGAAUGUGGAAGAGUAUGCUAUUCCAACAUCUUUUCCAGCUGAAAGAAAGAAAAAAAGUUCAAUUGGGGCUGGUAAAGAUAUUCCAUUGGGAGCCGAUGCAAACCUUCCUCCAUUCUUUGAAUUACAAGACUACCAGUACACCAAUGUUAAUAUAUUUAAAGCUGUUUGUGAUACAUUGGGAUCCAAAAAUCUGGGUGAUGAUGAUAAUAAUCAAUAUGAUGACGAACGUGAAAAACGUGAGCGGUUGGCAAACAUUGAGAUUCUUAAAUGUGAACAGAGGCAUAACCAUGUAGACAAACUUCUCUUCAGUGGUAUGAAAUUUCUUCUGACUCCUUCUCUUGAAUCAGAUCCAGAAGUAACGCAAGCACUCAAAUCUUGUGGUGGUUCAAUUAUCAGCUUAUCAGAAGGUAGUAUUCCAGAAUUAUUACGAUCAUCUGUUACUCACGUACUGUACGGUCAAGGCGAAAAGAAAAGUGAUGUCAUGAUUGAGGCAGCACAAGUAAAGAAGGAGUUUCCAGGACUCGCCUUGCUUCAGGUGAACUGGGCUGAGGAUUGUUUUAUGCUCGGUGAAGUCAUUCCCCCGUAUGGACAGUAUGUUCCAACACAGAAGUUACUGGAGACUCUCUCAAAGAAGUAUGAGAGACGGUGA
Molecule: messenger RNA, 1146 nt
Organism: Trypanosoma theileri
Lineage: Eukaryota; Euglenozoa; Kinetoplastea; Trypanosomatida; Trypanosomatidae
Exons: 1
Coding region: 1-1146 (381 amino acids)
Source: RefSeq, a predicted model, not a curated record